Benincasa hispida (wax gourd) is the source of this 3195-nucleotide messenger RNA. Its product is annotated as proline-rich receptor-like protein kinase PERK13. Gene Ontology annotation, biological process: protein phosphorylation. The record is from RefSeq and is a predicted model, not a curated record. NCBI's taxonomy places the organism in Eukaryota, Viridiplantae, Streptophyta, Magnoliopsida, Cucurbitales, Cucurbitaceae. Gene Ontology annotation, molecular function: ATP binding; protein kinase activity.
UCCAGUGGGGUCCGACGGUGGAAGCCGCUGUCAUUUUGCCAAGGAGAAGUGGCGAAGCCUGUUUUGAAUUUGGCGGUAACCCGAAUUGCAAGGAAUUAGAGCACUGCGCCAUUUCUCACUCUUCAUCUUUGAUAACUCACUCAAACACAAAACACCGUCCGAUUUUAACCGUCCUCCAUAAUUAUCCUUCCUCUGAUUCUUCCUACUCUUCUAAUUUUCUUUCUGUUAUAACCCUAAAACCCCCGAAAAUUAUGAUUCGCAGAAAUUUUGGAGCUCAAUUGAUGGUUCACAUGGCGUCUUUCAUCUUCUGAUCGUUUCUCCCAAGAUUUUGACAAAAGUAAUCUUCCUCACUUUCUGCUCCUUCCCUCUCCCGAUCUCUUCCUUGUUUCUUUUGAAUCAUCGUAUGAUUUUUGUUUCUGCCAUUGCUGUAAUCUCGAAACGACAUUCUUGUUUGUUGUUGUUGUUUUCUUUUGAAUUGACCGCAAUGAUGUUGAGAAUAGGAGUAGGGAUUUAUAAGUAAUGAGAUAGGGAAAAGAGUUGCCGUGGGGAUGAAGAAUCUGGUUUAGUGGUGUUGAAAUUUGGAUUUGAGAGAUUUGUGUAAUAGAAACGUGGUAAAUUGCAGAGUAUUGUGAGAGGAAGAGGAGGAGGAUUGCGAGAGAAGAAGAAUAAUGUCUUCUUCAAACGAUACUUCUUCUCCUUCAUCGGAUUCUGUUUCAAAUUCAGAUUCAAGUUUGCCGCCUGAAGGUUCGGAUUCUUCUCCUCCUCCUCCUUCUCCUUAUACUCCACCGUCAUCGCAGCCAGAUGAUUUUUCAACGAUGUUAUUGCAUCAAGCUGAUGUUCCUCUGCCGUCGUCUUUUGCAUCCAUAAUUAAAGCUCCACCUAUCGAAAACAUAGUUUCGCCAUCUUCCUCACCUCCAGCUCCUCCAAAUCCUGGAACUACACCGCCGGCUCCUACUGGCGGCUCCGAUUCAAAUGCAUCCGACGAGAAUCCAUCGCCACCGCCUGAAGAUUCUGCUUCGCCACCGCCGUCUCCUCCGCCGUCGCCUCGUCCACCACCGCCUUCACCACCGCCUCCACAACUGCCGUCUGAGGUUGGCGUCUCUGAUCCUCCACCUUCCCCUGCUCCGACCACAAAAGCAUCUCCGGCACCUCCAGGAAGUCCACCUUCUCCAAUAUCUGAGGAUGAACCCUCUAUUCCGGUGAAUCAAAGCGCCGUUCAGGCUCCUAGUACAGCCGAGGAGCCUCCACCAUCUGAACAAACGGAUCCUCUUCCUCCAACAGAAAAUCCAGUCGCGAUUCCUUCACCAGGUGCAAAACCGGCGACGGGGAAACGAACUCCGAGUCCACCUCAAGGAAUACCUACUCCCACAUCAGAAUCUAAUAUUCUUUCACCUCCCACAGCCACCUCCACUCGCACUCCGAACAAUUCACCUCAUUCCACCGACUCAACGCCAGUGAAAUCACCACUAGGGCAGUCCAAUGCACCAUCGUCUGGCUCAAGUAGGCACACCGAUGUUGCAGUAGGCGCUGCGGUUGCUGGAGUUUUCGUAAUCGUUUUGUUUGCUGUGGUUUUUGUGUUCACAAGGAAGAAGAAAAGACGAGAGAUGUAUACUGGCCCCUACAUGCCUCCUAAUAAUUUUUGUGUGAAAUCAGAUGGAAAUUACUAUCCAGCUCAACAUGGGGGCAACUCUGGUUCUACUGAAGGCUUCUACACUCAAGUCCCACAUACCCCUGUUGGAAAUAGCUUUGGGAGUCAAAAAGGAACAGGAUACAGUGGCAGUGGAAUGGAGUCAGGUGUUAUAAACAGUGCCAAGUUCUUCUUUAGCUAUGAAGAAUUGAUGGAGAUUACGUCUGGAUUUUCGCGUCAAAACAUUCUUGGGGAAGGUGGGUUUGGAUGUGUUUACCAGGGUUGGCUUCCAGAAGGAAAAUCAGUGGCUGUGAAGCAACUCAAGGCAGGAAGUGGACAGGGGGAGAGGGAAUUCAAGGCGGAAGUUGAGAUUAUCAGUCGUGUUCAUCAUCGACAUUUGGUGUCUUUAGUGGGCUAUUGCGUCUCUGAGCAUCAUAGAUUGCUCAUCUAUGAGUUUGUUCCUAAUAAGACUCUUGAGCAUCAUCUCCAUAGCAGUAAUGGAGUGCCCGUAUUGGAUUGGUCCAAAAGACUCAAAAUCGCUUUAGGAGCUGCAAAGGGUUUGGCAUAUCUUCAUGAAGAUUGCCAUCCCAGAAUUAUCCACCGAGACAUCAAGUCAGCCAACAUUUUGCUGGAUGAUGCUUUUGAGGCGCAGGUUGCAGAUUUUGGACUUGCGAAACUGACAAACGAUACACACACCCAUGUUUCCACUCGUGUCAUGGGGACAUUUGGAUACAUGGCACCUGAGUAUGCAUCAAGUGGGAAAUUGACAGACAGAUCAGAUGUAUUUUCGUUUGGGGUUGUGCUUCUUGAGCUUAUUACUGGUCGUAAGCCUGUUGAUCCCACUCAGCCCCUAGGGGAUGAGAGUUUGGUUGAAUGGGCUCGUCCACACCUCCUUCAUGCCCUUGAAACUGGGGAGUUUGACGGAUUGGUAGAUCCACGACUUGGAAAACAGUAUGUGGAAAGUGAAAUGUUCAGAAUGAUUGAAGCAGCAGCUGCUUGCGUUCGUCAUUCGGCUCCCAAAAGGCCUCGCAUGGUUCAGGUGGUGAGAGCAUUAGACAUUGAAAGUGACAUGUCUGACCUCUCCAAUGGUGUCAAAUAUGGCCAGAGCACCAUCUACGAUUCUGGACAAUACAAUCAAGACAUUUCUAAAUUCAGAAGAAUGGCACUCGGUUCAGACAGCUUCGAAUAUGAUAUGUACAGUAGUGAAUACAAUUCCAGAGAAAUGACUGCAAGUCGUGAAUCAUGGAGAUUCGGAAAUAACUCAAGUGGUGAAUCAGAAACUCAAGCUUUUAAAGGACGAGCUGGGGCACCACAUAGUCACCAUAGCGGUCGACAAUUCUAAUAUGAUGUGCAAACAAGACGUAAAUAAUGUGUAAAGCUUCUUUCAUUUUUCUUUUUCUCCCAUUUUUGACUUAGUUGUUCUCUUUUUUUUUUUUAUCAUAAACUUAUUCAUCCUUCUAGACUAAGGAGGUGUGAAAUAGUGUGAUUUGGAACCUUACAUUUGAGCUCCAACUAGUAAACACCAUUUGUGGCUAUGUCAUUGAUUCAAAAGAGGUUGAUGAGCGAUA